This is a messenger RNA of Aspergillus thermomutatus, 750 nucleotides long. Its product is annotated as RTA1 domain-containing protein. Bases 1 to 750 code for a protein of 249 amino acids. Lineage: Eukaryota; Fungi; Ascomycota; Eurotiomycetes; Eurotiales; Aspergillaceae. The record is from RefSeq and is a predicted model, not a curated record. The transcript has 3 exons. Gene Ontology annotation, cellular component: membrane.
AUGGUUGUUGCGGUAGCUAUGGAAGCAAUAGGCUUCAUCUCUCGGUCUAUAUCCGCCCAGCACGUCUCUGAACGCACCCCCUACGUACUUCAAUUCUCUCUUAUUAUCCUCGCGCCUGUCCUGAUGGCAGCUUGCUGUUAUAUCCUCUUCGGCCGUAUCCUCUUCCUCGUCGUCCCCGCCGAAGCACGAACUUUCCAGCUGUGUUGGGUUCCUCCUCGCUUUAUCACCCCGAUCUUCGUGGGCUUUGACAUUGUGGCCCUGCUGCUUCAGCUAGGCGGCGCAGUCUUGAUCACUUCUGCCGACGGUACCAGCAGUGACGCAAAGGAUAAGUUUGACCGUGGUCGCAAGAUUGCACUGGUUGGUGUCAUAGUCCAGAUGAUUGCAUUCGGACUGUUCUCCAUUGCUGCGUUUCGGUUCAACUUCACAUCGAAACGGUUCGCGAAGCCCGUCGACGAGCGAUUUGAAAUGCUCGAAAGCAGUGGUGGAAGAUCACUUGGCCCGAAGAAGAGCGCCAACUGGAAUGCUCUGCUGAGAGUAGUGAACUUGUCUACUCUGAUGAUUCUUAUACGUUCGGUCUAUCGCCUGGUUGAAUUCACCGAAGGCAAGAACGGAUAUAUCAAUCUGCAUGAGUGGUGCCUGUAUGUCUUUGAUGCAUUGCCAAUCUUCCCAUGUGCGGCAUUGUUCGUCUACUGGCAUCCGGGGCGGUACCUCCCAUAUCUAGGAUUUCGGUUGCCGAAGAAUGCCCGGUGA